Molecule: messenger RNA, 2007 nt
Organism: Limanda limanda (common dab)
Lineage: Eukaryota; Metazoa; Chordata; Actinopteri; Pleuronectiformes; Pleuronectidae
Gene: klhl30
Product: kelch-like family member 30
Exons: 7
Coding region: 1-1803 (600 amino acids)
Molecular function (GO): protein binding
Source: RefSeq, a predicted model, not a curated record
AUGGUUCGUAAUGUGGAUGAUCUGGACUACUGCCUGUCAUCUCAUCCUCAAAGCAUCCUCGAGGGCUUGCGCUCCCUCCGCACUCAACCCAAACUGGUGGAUGUGACGCUGAGCGCCGGCGGUCGGGACUUCCCCUGUCACCGUGGCGUGUUGGCUCUCUGCAGCAAGUACUUUCACUGCAUGUUCUCGGGCGAAUUUGUGGAGAGCAUUGGCGCCCGCGUGGAGCUUCAAGAUGUUGAUCCUGACAUCCUCAGCUACUUGCUGGACUUUGCCUACACGGGCAAACUAACCAUCAACCAGAGCAAUGUGGAGGGCUUGAUCUGCACCGCCAGCCAGCUGCAGUUCCAGUCGGUGAGAACCGUAUGCAGCCGAUACCUCCAGCAUCAGAUCGAUGGAACCAACUGUCUGGGAAUCCUGGAGUUUGGGGAGAUCCACGGCUGCCCAGAGGUGGUCGCCAAAGCCUCGGCUUUCCUUUUAGAGAACUUUGAGGCAGUGCAACAAAGUGAGGAGUUUCUGCUGUUGGCCAAAGACAGACUGGUUUCCUGCCUGUCUGAUGAAGGACUGCAAAUUCGGUCAGAACACACUCGUGUGGAGGCUAUCCUGAAGUGGGUUAGUCACCACAAGGACUCUCGCCUCUGCCACCUCACCCAGCUCCUCACCUUGUCCCGCCUGGCUCUCCUCAGCCUGGACUACCUGGCCGACACCCUGCUGAAGGACAGUCUGGUUCAGGCCUCUCCCAGCUGCAGAGAGGCAGUAGAGCAAAUUCACAGAGAGAAAAUGGAUUUGUCAUCAGAAUAUUUGGACAGUGUCAUGUCUCAGAGUCCACAACCAAACCUGCAAGAGGUGCUGUUUGUAAUGGGAGGUCGCUCGCUGGAGGACGAAGACUCCGAUGACUCAGAUGAGGAUGAAGACAGAGAUCCAAGACUACGAAGACUGCUGCCGAGGAACUGUGCCUUCUACAACACAAAAACAAAACAGUGGCAUGAGCUCCCUAAUUUCCCCAACCCCAACAAGUGGGGUUACUCCAUGGUCUCCUUGAACAAUGACGUGUAUGUCACAGGGGGCUCGCGAGGCUCGAAUACCAACACCUGGUCGACCACAGAGACCUGGAAGUACAUCACAAAGCAGGGGAGGUGGGUGACUGUGGCGCCCAUGCUCCGGCCUCGGACUAACCACACAUCGGCGGUGCUCAACGGGGAGAUUUACGUCAUCGGAGGUACAACAUCAGUCCAAGUGGAGGUGGAGCACUAUGACCCUUACAGCGACACGUGGGCCACGACCUGCCCCGCCUUAAGAUAUGUGACUAACUUCACCGCCACAGCGUGUCAUGGGAAGCUUUAUGUGAUUGGUUCAUGUGCUGUGAAGUACAAUGCUUUGACCAUGCAGUGCUACAACCCUGUUAUAGAUAAUUGGAUCAGCAUAUGUUCGCCCUUUAUCCCCAAGUACUUGUCCUCUCCUCGCUCUGUUUGCGUUGAUGGGAUUGUGUAUCUGGUCGCCGACAACACUAAGAAAGUCUACUGCUAUGAUCCAGAGGCGAACAUGUGGCAGAAGGUCCAGCUUCUCCACAUGCUUCAUGAGAAUGGCGGCCUGGUAACGCUGGAUGGGAUGUUAUUUGUCACUGGGGGCCAUUGGAAAGGUAUGGAGGGCGAUUACGGGGUGGAAGUGGAGUCUUACAACCGGGCGUCCGACACCUGGGAGGUGGAGGGCUUCCUGCCCAGACUUUGGUUCUACAGCGGGGUCUGCACCAUCUUCCUCGACCCCACCCAGUGGCCGGAGCUUUUCCCCACAGAUUUAACACAAUGACCUUGUGUCCCUGACCAGACCAAACUUGGGGUCAAAAGAGAUCUCAGAGACGUGUUCCUAUCUAUAUGUGUUUGACUUGUUUAUCACUGGAUGUCCUUGUGUUUCACAAUAGUUCACAUGAUCCUCAGGUAUUGCUGACUGAGUUUAGGACCGGCUUGGCAGCUCAGCUGGAAUUUACAUAGACUUUUUAUUAUGUGUUUGAUA